Messenger RNA from Drosophila rhopaloa, 1379 nucleotides. Its product is annotated as probable serine hydrolase. The transcript has 3 exons. Bases 201 to 1244 code for a protein of 347 amino acids. The record is from RefSeq and is a predicted model, not a curated record. Lineage: Eukaryota; Metazoa; Arthropoda; Insecta; Diptera; Drosophilidae.
UUCUAAAGUUUAAUGAACAGCUGUAGAUAAGUGUUUAUUUUUCGUUUGUUCCGUAUUUUCACCUGUUUGGUAUGCGAAUAAUUGAUAAUUAAAGAAAAAUAUUAAACCAAAAGCAGUAAAUCAAAUCUGGCGGUCGUUGCUGAUAAGCACCUAAUUUAGCUAAACUUUGGAAUUGGAGCUCAUUCGGUUUUCGGGCAGAAAUGGACUCGGACGACAACUCUAGUGGCACCACGGGCAGUGAUCUCGGCCAGCGUUAUCGACAUGCAGGGGAUUUAACUGGCGAAGCCCCGACUAGACCCUUCGCGGAGAUUAGCAUUACUGUUCCGUGGGGACAUAUAUCCGGAAAAUGGUACGGCCCGCAGAAUGUCCAACCAAUUUUGGGACUCCAUGGCUGGCAGGAUAACGCUGGCACCUUUGAUCGCCUGAUGCCGCUGCUCUCGCCGGACGUGGCCUUCCUUUCGAUCGAUCUUCCUGGCCAUGGCUUAUCAUCCCGAUUGCCCGAUGGCUGCUACUACAACUCUGUGGAUAAUCUAUAUGUGAUCCGACUGAUCAUGAAGCAGUACAAGUGGGAGAAGGUGUCCCUUGUAGGUCACUCAAUGUCGUCCAUUAUUGCCUUUGUGUUCGCCGCCGUCUUCCCGGACAAGGUGGACAUGAUAAUUGGGAUUGAUGCCCUGAAACCUCAUCAGCGUCCUUAUCCCUCUGUUAUAAGGACAAUGGAGACCCGUCUGGAUGAGUUCCUGCGAGAGGACGAGCGGAAUCGAAGCAAAAACGAACCGCCAAGCUAUUCCUACGAUGAACUAAUCGAAAGGGUGUAUAUCGGCACCUUCCAUUCGGUGAACAAGGAGCACUGCAAGCAUUUGAUGGCCCGCAAUAUUGGAAAGUCGGAGAAGUACCCAGACAAGUACUACUUCUGCCGCGAUCGACGGCUGAAGUUCUACAACUAUGCCAUUGGCUCCCAGGAGCUGUGCGUUGAGAUGGCCAAUCGCAUCACAUGCCCUUACUUGUUUAUCAAGGCCGCCCAGUCCUCAUAUUUCGAGGACAAGAAGUACUACGACGAGGUGCUGGAUGUACUGCAGAAGAAGCCCAACUUCGAGUACCUGGAGGUUAAUGGCUCGCACCAUGUGCACAUAAACGAUCCGGAGGCCAUUAUCGCACCGGUCAACAACUUUAUUCAACGCUUCGGACCGGCGGCAGUGGCUGCUUCUCGUCAGAAGGCGAAGGAGGCGAAGGAGAGCAAGCUCUAAAGGGUCUUCGCAAUGGUAAAUGGAGCUUAUUUAUUGUUCCACAGAUUGCACAGGUUUUUAUACUUAAUUGUUGAUUAUGUGAUCCCGGCAGAGGACUCGGCUCUGCUAUAAAUACACAAUGUACAUAUGCCGAGA